Messenger RNA from Penicillium bovifimosum, 1137 nucleotides. RefSeq lists its product as uncharacterized. The transcript is spliced from 3 exons. The record is from RefSeq and is a predicted model, not a curated record. Bases 1 to 1137 code for a protein of 378 amino acids. NCBI's taxonomy places the organism in Eukaryota, Fungi, Ascomycota, Eurotiomycetes, Eurotiales, Aspergillaceae. Gene Ontology annotation, biological process: retrograde vesicle-mediated transport, Golgi to endoplasmic reticulum. Gene Ontology annotation, cellular component: SNARE complex; endoplasmic reticulum.
AUGACCGACCUCACACCCACCAUCAACGAGCUUCUCACAAAGCAAGGCUCACAUAUCCCUCCCAGACCUCCCAGUACAGAAACCGCAGAUGAGUUCCUAAAGGAGGCAUACCGAAUUUCUAGAAGCGCCAUACCAUAUCUAACAAACCCCAGAACUCACACAUCCACUCCCUCCUCCAAUACCUCCACUCCAUCCGUCACGCCUACCUCUCAACCCAACCGCAACGGCGCAACGCGCCAACAAAACCCCCCCCAAAACACAACCCAAAUCCUCACCGACCCCGAACGCGACGCAAUCGACACAUCAACAGCCCUCCUCCUCCGCGACCUAGCAACCUCAAUCGCAAACCUCUCAUCCGCCGAAUCCCUCCGCCAAGAAACAUCCUCCACCCUCCUCCACCAGAAAUACGGCCACUCAGCCGCCGGCGCCCUUCUGCGCCGCUGGGCCGGUGGAAACAGCGCACUUUCCGAAAAUGAAGGCAAGUCUGUCGAGCAGGUGCAAGCGGAGGAGAGCGCGCGGGCGCUGGCCGCUGUGCGCGAGAGCGUGCUUUGGUUUCUGCGGCGCGGGCUGGAGGGGGCUGUCGGUGUGCAGCGGGGGAUGGUUGAGAAGCGGAUUGAGAGGGUGAGGGAGAAGGAGAAGAGUGUGCUCUAUAAGGUUGCGGCGGGGAGACCUGCUGGUGGGAAUGGUGGUGGUGGGCGGAAGAGUUCUGUAUCGUCGGGACAGCAGGUGGGGAGGGGUGGGUUUGAUGCUGGUUACCAGGCGCCUGAUGCGGUGGUCUUGAGUGAGGCGGAUACGGCAAGGAUUGAGGCGGAGCUUUCGCCGGAGCAAUUGCAGCUUUUUGAGGAGGAGAACGAUACUAUGUUGAGGCAUUAUGAGGAUACAUUGGGGAAGGUCCAGAAUGCGGAGAAAUCAUUACUUGAGAUCUCCUCUUUGCAGGAAACUCUUGUCUCUCACCUAGCUACGCAGGAGGAGUUUGUCUUCCAGCUUGUGGCGGAUGUGGAUACGACGUCGACGAAUGUUGGGCAGGGAAAUAAGGAGCUGAAGCGUGCUACUGAGCGGCGGAGUACAGCUCAGGCUGUCUUUUGGGGUACUGUUGGGUUAUGUACAUGGCUUGUGGUCUGGGAUUUGGUCUUUUAG